UUGCGUACAAAACGCGUACGAAUAGUGUCGUCAUUGCUGGACUUCACCGAUCAGAGCUGGACUCUUGUUAGCACGGAUUCACUCGUGCAGUUCGUGCGGAGCCGAGCUUGACCUUCGUCUGCCCUCGAAAGAACAAGAGGAGAUGGACGCCAUACUUCGCAUCAUUACCAAUAGCACCUUGUUGGUGACAAAGUUCCUGCGUAUGGGACUGGCCGACAAGAAUGACCACCCUCCCUUCUUCGAGCGCAACUUCUACGAAGUCGAAGUCGAUGAAGACGAGGCCAUCAACCAGACCAUCCUGAGUCUCAACGCCACCGAUCUUGAUGAAGUGUCCUACCUGAAUUACGAGAUCGUGGAAGGCAACGAGGAAGGAACGUUCUCCGUGGGCAACCUGACGGGGGAGAUCUACUUGGCGCAACCGCUUGACUACGAAACAAGGAACAAGUAUAAACUACUACUGCUGGUUUCGGAUGGUCGCCACGAGGGCGGUGCCACUGUCCAAGUCAACGUACGAGAUGUCAACGACAAUCCGCCGACGUUCGACAGUCGUUUGUACGAGGCGGAAAUCACGGAAGAGGACGAUCGGGAUUUGCCUCGUCGCAUCGUCACGGUGAAGGUCACUGAUGGGGACGUUGACCGGCCGCCGGACGUAGUGUUCUCGCUUUCGGGUCAAGGCAUCGAUGUGGGCGACCCCAAAAAUUCGUAUUUUGAAAUUAAUCCCUCGUCGGGGGACAUCUAUGUUAGAAAGCCUGUCGACAGAGACUAUCCUAAUGGAAGACCAAACUGGUGUCUAACAGUGUUUGCCCAAGAUGAAGGAGGGACAGGACUGGUGGGAUACAGUGAAGUUGUCGUUAAACUUAAAGACAUCAAUGACAAAGCUCCAUUAUUUCCAGAGGUGCUGUACUUUGGAAAUGUGACAGAAAAUAGUACAAGUGGAUUACAGAUCAUCACUAUGAAAGCAGAUGACUAUGAUGACCCAAGUGAGGGAACCAAUGCUCAGGUGACCUAUUCCAUUGAGAAUGGUGUCAUUGAUGAAGUCACUGGAAAACCUAUAUUCAUAGUUGAGCCAAGCACUGGAAUUGUGAGAACAGCUGUGUGUUGUCUUGACAGAGAAAAAACUCAGGAUUAUGUCAUUCAGAUAGUUGCAACUGAUGGAGGCGGACUGAAAGGAACAGGCACUGUCAGUGUUUCAGUACUAGAUGUCAAUGAUAAACCUCCCCAGUUCACCAAGAGAGAGUGGGUGACAGAGGUGGAUGAAACAGGUGGUCAUCAUUUACCCAGUGAACCCAUUUUGACAGUUUCAGUUCAAGAUGAGGAUCUAAAGAACAAUUUCAUUUAUAACGUUGUCGAGUCUUCUGGAUUUGGAGCAGAAAAGUUUGCGAUGAUUUCCAAUAAGAAUGGUACUGGUUCAUUGGUAAUCAUACAGCCUCUGGACUUCGAGGAUCCAAAGCAAAGGGAUGGUUUCAGGUUUCAGAUUCAAGUUAAUGAUAUGGGUGAAGAGAAAGUUACAGAUGCUUAUCAUUCUGCAAGGACGUGGGUGAAAGUAAAGCUCAAAGAUAUAAAUGAUAAUGAACCACAGUUCCUGGAAACUCCUCCUGAAGUGCAGGUAUUUGAAAAUACACCACUUGGUACAAGUUUAGCUGUUAUUACAGCAAGUGAUCCUGAUAUGGGUGGUAAAAGUCAGGUUUCUUACAGCAUUGAUAGGACAUCUGACAAACAUAGACACUUUUACAUAGACAACACUGGAACAGUAAAACUACAGCAAACCUUGGAUAGGGAGAAAAGUCAGGUUCACCAGAUAAAAAUUCUGGUAACUGAUGAUGGCACUCCUGCAAAGACUGCCACAACAACGCUUACCAUUAAAGUAAAAGAUGUCAAUGAUAAUGCCCCAAGAUUUUUAGAGGAUUAUCGUCCAGUUGUACCUGAAAAUCAACCUCCUAGAAAAGUUGCUGUUCUUAGAGCAUCAGAUGAUGAUGAUCCUAAAGUAAAGAAUGGCCCACCCUUUCAUUUUAGACUAGAUCCACAUGCACCAAAGCAUGUUAAAAAUUCCUUCAAGGUGGACAAUGUUCAUAGAGGACCAGCAGCUGAAGGGAUGGCUGCCGUUUUUUCUCUUCGAGAGUUUGAUCGAGAAGAACAAAAAGAGUAUCUUCUUCCUAUAAUUAUAAAAGACUCUGGGGUCCCUGCAAUGGUGGGCACCUCAACCUUAACUGUUAUCAUAGGAGAUGAAAAUGAUAACGUAAUGCAACCUGGAGUAAAAAACAUACUAUUCUAUAGUUACAUGGGACGAACUCAUGGUACUCAAGUAGGUCGUGUAUAUGUUCAGGACCUUGAUGAUUGGGAUCUACAUGACAAACUUUUUACUUGGGUAAAUUCCCCCCAUACAAACUUCAAGCUAGAUGAGGAUACUGGUAUGAUAACUAUGAAAUAUAUUCUUAGUGAAACUUCAUAUUUUUUGGAAUUUUAUGUUCGUGAUCGCAAACAUUCACAAUCCAAGAUCAAAGCUAGUGUUAAACUGACUGUAAGGCAUAUUCCUGAGAAGGCAGUUAGGAAUGCUGGCUCCCUUCGUAUUGGGAACAUAACAGAUAAAGAAUUUAUUAGUCAGUGGGAUGACAGGUAUAAUAAGUCUGUCCAGAGUAAGUCGGAUCAGUUUCGCAAGAAAAUAGCAAAAUUGUUUGCACUGAAAACGUUCAAUGUAGAUGUAUUUAGUGUACAAUUAAAGCAAGAGAGACCACCAGUGACAGAUGUGUUCUUUUCAGUUUAUGACAGCCAAUAUUAUCAGCCAAUUGAAGUGAAUGGAGUUGUAAUGAGGCAUAAAAAAGAAAUUGAAGAAGAGGUAGGGAUUCAAAUACUCAUGGUGGGGAUCAAUGAAUGUCUGUAUGAAAAUGUCCAUUGUGAUGGAUCAUGUACAAAUAGAGUGAAAAUUCUUAAAUCUCAGUAUUUAGUGGAUGCCAAUAGAACUUCCUUUGUUGGUGUACAUACACGUGUUGUACCUGAUUGUGUUUGUGGUGCUAGAGAUUUUUACGCAGAAAACUCAUGCCGUCCAAAUCCUUGUCUUAAUGGUGGUCAGUGUAUUGAAGAUAUUUACAAUAUUUAUUGUAAAUGCCCCAGUGGAUAUGAUGGACCAAGAUGUCAAAUUUUAACUCGAACAUUUCUGGGAAAUGGAUUUGCUUGGUUCCCUCCAUUAGAAGUAUGUGACAGAUCUCAUUUAAGUGUAGAGUUUCUUUCAAAAGAGCCGGAUGGGCUAAUAUUUUAUAAUGGACCAAUUGCAUCAUCGAGUAAUAGUGAUUUAGAAGUGACAGAUUUCAUAGCACUAGAACUUGAAAAAGGACAUUUAAGGUUUCUUUUAGAUUAUGGAUCAGGAACGCUGCAGCUGAAACUCGACAACACAGCAAAUUUUAGUGAUGGUAAUUGGCACAGAGCUGAUAUUUUUUGGAAUAAAGAGAAUGUGAGACUUGAUGUGGAUCACUGUGAAGGUGCCCCAAAAUAUAAAAGAGAAGCUGAUGGAGAGGAAUUAGUUGAUCUCUCAGAAUGUCAGGUCUUUGGUACCGUCCCUCCAUUCAGUGAGCAACUGAAUGUCAAUAGCCCCCUUCAGGUUGGGGGUUUAGCACAUCCUCCACUUCCAUCUGGAUCUUACAGUUGGCAUUAUCUACCACAUGGACACCAUUUUAAAGGAUGUAUAAGGAACCUAAUGGUAAAUAGUCACUUUUAUGACUUUGCCAACCCUGCUCUCCAGAGCAAUACAGAAGUGGGAUGCCCUUAUUUCAAUAAUAUGUGCUCUACAAACUCUACUAAGGCUGGUUGUGGACCUAAUGGCAUCUGUUCUGGUUCCUUAACUCGUCCUGUUUGUUUGUGUAAUCCUGGGUGGACAGGAACAGAUUGUGAUGAACCAACAGUGCCUGCUUAUUUCAAAAACCAGUCCUAUGUUAAGUAUUCUCUUUCAUUUGUGCCUAGCUCAUUCCACACUGAUAUUCACUUACGAUUUCGAACUUGGGAAGAAACUGGUGAGCUGUUAAGGAUAUCAGAUCAGAAUACUAAGACAUACGGUAUCCUAGAAAUAAAAAAUAGACACAUAUACUUCCGUUAUAACCUGAAUACCCCAGUUCCAGAAGAAAAAUAUCUUUGGCUUUCUUCUAUAGUUGUUAGUGAUGGAAUGUGGCAUCUGGUGAAAGUUCAACGAUAUGGGGCAACAAUCACUCUUACUUUAGAUGGUGGAGAAGGACGAAAGUACAAUGAAACCUCUGGGGCAUCAGAUUAUAUGUUAAUGAGCACUGAUGCACAAGAGGGAGUUUUUAUUGGUGGAUCAGUGUAUCACUCAAGUGCAGAUGUCUUUUCAGUGCAGAAUGAUUAUAAAUAUGGCUGCUUAGAUGAUGUCCGCCUUAAUGGAAACUUACUACCCCUCCCUCCUACCCUCAGUAGUACCCAGUGGGCUGAUGCUACAGCCUUCCAUAAUUUGGCUUCACAGUGUGUUUCCUCUGAUCAGUGCCUUAAUGUGAGCUGCAUAGCACCCUUUACAUGUAAAGAUUUAUGGAUGAAACAUGAAUGUCGAUGUCCAGAAGGCAGUCUCUUAUCAAAAGACCUCCAUAGCUGUUUAGAUGAGGAUGAAUGCUUAUCUGGACCUUGUGAAAAUGGUGGCAUCUGCAAUAACCUUCAGCCAUCAUAUGUGUGUCAUUGCCCUCAUGGUUUUAGUGGUGCCAAUUGUGAAGUGGUUGAAAAGGUCAGCAAAUUUCAACCAAGUUUACCUGCUCUGGCUGCCAUCAUAGCCUGUCUUCUCAUACUUGUCAUAUUGGGGAUUGUCUUCAUUUGUCUUCGACGUAAACAAAGGCAUCAUUUCUCCAAGGACACAAAUGCCAUCCAAGGGGUGCAAGAGAUAAAUGUAAAAUACGAGGAUGAUGAAGGUGGUGGAGGCAGAGGUGGAGGAGUGACCAUUCUUGACUUAACAGCUUUGAAUGUUCCUGCCACAUCCACAUUAUCUAACGGAGGCAGCAUGAUACCUAAAGACAAAAAUGUAAAUGUGAACUUGGCAAUGGCCAAUGUUGAUGUAAUUGUAACAAGCUGCCAAGAAAGAGAUAGAAAGCAUGCUGUCCAUAGAGAAAAUUCAAGUUAUGAUGAUCUUCGUAAUUAUGCCUAUGAGGGAGGUGGCAGUGGUGAAGGAAGUUCUUCAGCAGUUAACUCCUUAUCUUCUCUCGGGUCUGGGACAGACAGCAGCGUACAAAAUUUUGAAGAUCUCAAAGACUGGGGGAAACCUUUUGCCAUUUUGUAUAAUAUGUACGUGGUUGAAGCAAGUGACGACAAGCAGAGAAACCCUAGCUGACACUCCAUAAUGAACAGAUCAGAUAAAAUAUAUUUUAUAAAGAUUUAAAUAUGCAAGGAUAGUAGGGAAUAAGCUACUCAAGGAAUUGUGCUGGAGACCCAGUGUUUCUGAAUUUGGGGUUAAGAUAUAACUAAAACCGAACAACACAUUUGAUAUUGAAAGGCAUUAUAAUAUAAAACUGACAGCUGGAGUCCAGGACAUAACCGCAAAGGUAACCACUAGAAUUUAAUCAUGACAUAGCUUCUUUAACUCCUUUGUUUUCUUUUAAGAGGGCAAAUUCAUGAACUGAAAAAAUCUCAAAUUUUAAAUGUCUGCAACUCAUUUCUGAAAGGGAAACAAAAUUUUAAUUUUUAAAAUAGUUAUUUUCAAUUAUCAUUUAUACACCACCCAGUAGUGUAAUUUAGAAUUUUAUACCCACACUGCAACUCAAGAACAUGGUUUUAAUUUCCCAUGCAAACAAUUACUGUAUGAAUUAUAUGAAUAUCAAAAAGGUAAAUUCUCUCUUUCUUUUGUUAUGAUUUAUAGUAUAUGAGUGUAUUGUGUACAAAAUUCACAAUAGUAUUUCAAUCUUAGCUACCUGCUACUUUAGCUUUGAACAUAACUUCUAAUAACUCACCUACCAUACUCUUUAGUUUAUUGGUUUGCUGUUUUUAUUUCAUUAUUAACUCAUAUAGUUGGGUAGAAAAUGAAUGUUGUUUUUCUGAGCUAACAAAGUUUGUGAACCUUUCCCUCAUUUCAUUACUGUAGUUUUAAUAUUUUGUCAAUAUAUACAUUUUUGUUUAUGCCUUCAAGUAACAAAAUGUUUAUCAUCAUUAUAGUUUUUACUUUAGAUUUUCUCUUUGCAGGGUCAAAUGUAAAAUUAUUUUUUUAUCUGCUUUCUUCUGUUAAUAACAAGUAUCCUUCAGAGUAUGCAGUUUCAUUAAAAGGAAAGGAAUAUACAGCAUAAUGUUGAAAUACAGUAAAUGAAUGAAUAUUGCAUAUCCCCACACAGAAGUUCCAGCCUUCGAAAUAUUUUGCAAAUACUUACUUAAUGGUGCCAAAAAGUGGCCUGUAUAAUGAACUAGCUCUUCUCAGAUAUCUCACAAAUCUCAUGAAUGCAAAUUCAUUUAAGCCAAACGUUGCCCUAAAGGGAGAUCUGUACCUCUGAACUUCAAACCUUUAUCCAUAAUCUUCUCGGUGCCUUCAGCCAUGAAUACAGCGUUUUGUAAACACCUUUCAAGAAUCUUUAAUAUCUUUGUAUGUGUCUGCAUCCAUGUUCUUAUUUAUAAUUUUCACACUUAUCAAAAUAUUGUCAUUUAUAGACUUACAUGUAAAAACUUACAAAAUCAAAUGUAAAAACUUUUUUCCACAAUACCUCCUCAUCAGUAUCAGGUCAAUUUGAGGGGUAUGUGAAGAGAACAAUAACUAAAAACACACUAAUGUUCCCAACAGCAAUAUAAUUUUAAAAAGAAUAUAAUGAAUUAUAUUGGAAACCACUCAACAAAAUCAUUUUCAAAGCAAAGUAUAGCCCAAUAUGCCAUCUCUCUAUAAAAAAAAAAUGCAGUUAUGUAUCAGUAAAUCAAAUUAAUCAUAAUGGUUAUAAGAAAUUGGAGUGGAAGCUGCCUAACUAAGAGGGAAGUUAUGAGGAUCACAUCAGACUGGGCUGAACAGCUAUGCUUUAUGAUGAAAUUAUUUAUUACGUCAAGAAAUUAUUAUUAUACCAAAGAGAUUUGGAAAAAAAAUUCGCAAAUUGCUCAAACAAUUCAAAGAAAGAUUUAGACCAGAUAGGCUCUUUGCUGUAUGAAGGGUAACUAGCAUGGCAUAAAAAUUAAUAGAGAAUACUUAUGUAUUCCAUUAUCAUCCUUUUUUAAGUAAGCUUUUCAGAUCAACCAGUAACAAACUUUGCAAGAGUAAGUACCUUUAAGCAAACCAUAGAUUAUUCAGAUAUGAACGGUUGUUUACUGUAUUUACAAUAAUUUGCUAAACAGCCAAAUAACAUUGCUGAUCUCUCUCAAUACAAGAAUAGCCACUACAAUAGACCCCCCGUAUUCACGGAGGAUGGGUACCACAUCCCCCACAAAUAGGUAAAAUCUGUGAAUAGUAUUUAAAACCCCUCUAAAAAUGCUUAUAUCCAAGUAUUUUGCUAGUUUAAUCACAAAAAGAGCAGUUAGUCAUGAAAACGACAUGAAAAUACAGUAAUAUAUGAAUAUUUCUCAAUUUAAAAUACCACAACCAGGCGAAUUUUCUGCGAAUAAUGGGUAUACGUAUAUGGUCCAUAGGAAAGUCCGCGAGUCAUGAGUCCACGAAUAGUGGGGGUUGACUGUACAGGUUCAUAAUCUCUUAUGCAAAGUGAAAGAACUGCAAUGUACUAUAUAAGGAGACUAAUUUCCAGGAAACUGGACUUUUGGUUUUAAUAUAAGCCAAAUGUGUGUCCAGCAGCCACUGACCAACCAAUUCUUUGGUUUACGUAUACUCUAACCAUCCUGAGUGCAAGAAACUCGUCUCAAGGUCAUAAAAUCCAUGAAAAAGUUCUAGGAAAUAGGUAAAUGAGAUCCUGAAAUUUACAUUUUUAAGCAACACAAGUACUAUGUUGUUCUUUGAAAAUCACUACUUCAGGACACUACUGCACAUUAUCACAUAAAUCAUUAUGUAAGUCUAUGUAUAAAGAGCCAAGAAGUUACGUUUAACAACAUUUUAACCAAUUCGAAUACAACCAUAAACAGAGAUCAGCCCUGAAAUUUCUUUAAUUAUUCUCAUAACAAUGACGUAACUUAAAUUAGACAGUAAAUAUGACAUUAUCAAAUAAGUAUGUCAAAAUUAACAUAUCUGGUUAGUUACAUUUCUGAUAAGUUAUACUGUAGUUUGCAAUGAUAUAAAACAAUUAAAUUCUUGUCAAGUUCACCUUGAAAACACUAUGAUCAACCAUGGAGGCAAACAUUUUAUGUGCAUGUCUUAUGGCAUAAAAUGUUUAAUAAAAAAAUCAUUGAUGUUCACAUCCAAGAAAGUGCAUUUUUACACUUCAACAGAGAAAAAACAUUUUUAUAGUAAAAUGAAGUUUUAUAUAUAUGUACUUACCAAGUAAUUAGUACAUAGCUAUUAGUUUCUAACUAUUGCAGCAGCUUAAAUUUUAAAAUAUGCAGUAACUCUUCUACUUUUUAGUGUAGGUAACUAACCCCACCCACUUUCAGGGAAGAAUAUAUAAGACAGCUGAAGAACUCUAUUCAUUUGUCCCUAUGUCCAUGAGAGGGGAGGAGGGAGGGCUCCAAUUUUGUAAUUACUUGGUAAGUAUAUAGAAAAAUUUAUUUUGUUAUAAUGUCAUUUUUAUAAAAGUAACUUACCAAGUAAUUACAUAGCUGAAUCCCACAUUAACAGGAGGUGGGAUACAUGGACACGUUCUUCUCAAUAACACUCGGUAAUGGUAAGGGAUUUGAAAUAGAAAGAUAGCUAGCAUUGUUGAAAUGCUUGUUGUAACCUUACCUUGUCAGAGAGUUACAGUAGGAGUUACUGCCUCUGGCUCUACUUCAGUGAGGUGCUUUUCAGUGAAGGAGUAUUUCGAAGUCAGAGAAAGCAUAAAUAAGUGCCCUUACACUGGGUGCAGUACCACAAAAAACAGACCAGACAAAGUUGUCACCUACACAUAAAAUUAAAAACCACUACCCAUCCAGUAAAAACAGACUGGUGGGCUGGUGGGUACUCCAGGUACACAGUACCCCUAGGCUCCCCAAAACUCAACAACCUGUAUCAAGGCGAGGAGAUAGAGAAUAGAAGGCGUACCUCCUAUUCUUCAUCCCCAAUAUCAUGCCAACCACAGAUAGUGGACCUAAGGUACUGAUUUUCAUACCCUGUCUCCACAUCAUGCAAAUAAUGGGUUGCAAACACUGAUCUACACCGCCAAUAGGUGGACUGAAGAAUUCCAGAUAGCGAUAAGUUUUGCUAAAGCCAACAAAUUGGCAACAACUUGUAUUUCAUGGCCUUUGACUUUCAAAAUGGGUAAAGAAUCCUCUCAAAUUCCCAAGUGUGACUUGGAUAUUACAUCUCUCAAAAAGAAUGCCAAUGCAUUCUUGGACAGCGGUUGAUAGAGAUUUUUAAGAGAGCACAAGAGGUUAUUAGAGAGGCCUCUGAUCAUCUCAGUCCUCUCAAGAUAAUGUCUUGAUGCCUUUACAAGGCAAAGAACUCUCUCUUGGUCUUCUGGACCAAGGACAUCCGUCAUGUUCUUAUUGGUGAACAAAUGGAGCCAUGGCUUAGAAGGAUUCUUGUUCUUGGUCAAAAAAGCUGAGCAUGAAAGAGUAGACUGCAUCUCCCUGCAAAAAUCCAACUUUCUUAUCCAAGACCUUCUGUUCAAAAUUAUCUUGGCCAUAACCAAAGCAACAAAAAAAGUUUUAUCUUGUUAAAUCCCUGAGAGAGAUGGAAUGAAGGGGCUCAACUGGAGAGCCCGAGAACCAUUUAAGGACAACCUCCAAGUUCCAGGAGACUGAAACUGUCUUCUCAUCUUGAUGUGUCAAAGGACUUAAUUAGAUCACCAAUGUCUUGACUUACUAACAAAUCCAAGCCUCUAUGCCUAAACACAGUACUUAGCAUGGCUCUCAGGAAGAGCAGAAAAUCUGCAAUUUGUGUUAGAGAGGUUUCAGUAGAAGAGAUGUUAUGGCUGCAGCACCAGCUGUGGAAGACACUCCACUUAGCCUGGUAAGACCUUAAAGGAAGACUGAUGAUUACACUUUGCAAUCACCUCUGCAGCUGGUCUUAAAAAGCCCUUUGCUCUGACAAGUUUCCUGACAGGAUUGAACGAGUAAACCUUGGUGGAAUUGGUGGAAGUGUGGCUGUCAGAGAAGAGUUCUUUGUGGAAAAAGUCUUGAGAAGUCUACCAGCAGCCCUAGAAGGGACAGGAACCACUCCUUUUGCAGCCAGAAUGGAGCUACAAGGGUCUCUGAAGUAUUGCUGUGAGAAAAGAACUUGUUGAAGAUUUUCCCUUACCAUGCUGAAUGGUGGGAAGGUGUAUACGUCCAGGUUCGACCAGUCCUGGAGCAUGGUAUCUGUUGACCAUGACAGAGGGUCUGGGGUGGGAGAAUAAUACAAGGGAAGGCAAUGGUUUCUCAACAUUGCAAACUGGUCUAUCGACGGCUUUCCCUACUGUUUCCACAGGUCAAUGCACACCGGCAGAUUCAGUGUUCACUGUACAUAUGUAGAACCUGUCUACAGCAACUUAGCUUGUCCACUAAGACAUUCAGCUUGCCCUGGAAAAAUCUUGUAAUAAUCCUGGUGCAAUUCUCCUGGGUCUAGAGAAGGAGAUCCUUGGCUGCUUCGUAAAGGGAGAAGGAGUGAGUACCUCCCUGGUUUCUGAUAUAAGACAGAGUGGUCGUGUAGUCUGAAUGGACUGCUACUGUCCUGCUGAAGGUCGCUGCUGCAAAUGAUUGGAGGCCCAAAUGUGUUGCCUUCAGUUCUUUCAUACUGAUGUGGAGUUUUCUCUCCUCCUUGAACUACGUCCCUGAAGCUUCCAUGUUCUUUAAAAUGGCUCCCCAACCCAAAUCUGAUGCAUGUGAGUAUAAGGUUAGGCUGGGGCUCAGAGGAAGAAGCAACUUCCCUACUAAAAACCUUCCUUCUGAAAGCCACCACCGAAAGUCCUCCUUGAUUUUGGGUAUGAUGUGUAAAAUGAAUGAGUCUGAAAGUUUUUCCUGUGCCAUCUGGCCUUUAGGAAGAAUUGCAGUACCCUUGUGUGGAGUCUUCCUAAAGGCACAAACUUUUCAAUGAAUGAGUGUGUACCCAGCAGGUUCAUCCAUUCGUUGGCUGAGUAGGACAGGAGAGAGAGGAAUAUUUGGACUCUCCAAAUGAUUAAAAGGCCCAAUUCCUGAGCAUAAAGAAGUGUUUUCCAAAGGUCCUCUGUGCACUUUGCUCUUGAGGGGGAGCAUAGAAGCCAAUUGUCCAAAUAUAGCCAGACACUGAAGCCCAUGAGAUGGAGCCACUUCGCCAGAGAGGUGAGGACACUAGUACAUACUUGAGGAGCUGUAGAGAGGCUGAAGCACAGAGCCCAAAACUGAAAGACUCUGCCCUUGAACACGAACCUUGGGCACUUCCUGGAGUUUGGAUGUACUGGAACAUGGAAGUAUGUGUCCUGCCUAUUGAUGGUCAUCAUCCAAUUGCCUUGGUGAAUGGAUAACUGGACUGACUGGUUCGUUUUCAUUCUGAAUUUUGUUUUCUGAAUGAAGAAAUUCAGUGUUGAUGCCUACAACAGGUCUCCAGCCCUCCAAUGACUUGGGGGACAAUGAACAGAUUGUUGUAGAAACCUUGUGUUCACGUCCUCAACCACCACUAGAGCUCUCUUCCUGAGAAGGGAAGAGACCUCUUCUGACAGGGCUGAAAACCUAUUUGAGCCUACUACGGAAUAAGCUGUCAAGCUGAUGGGUGAUGACACUGAAGGAAGUUCUCGCUGCAAGGGGUGGAGUAGACCUCUCUGAGGACUUUUAAUACACAAGGUUCACGUUCCUGGCUUUCCAUUUGUCCCAAAAAUGGAAAAGUCUUGCUCCCACAGGGAGAUGGACAAUGGGAUCCUCACUUGCAAGAGGAGGGUCUAGUGGAGGACUUCUUAACAGGUUGGACUGAUUGUAGGUUCAUGCAUGGGCAGGGCUGAAACCUUACUCUGCCGCCUCAAAAGGGCUGCUGUUGAAGAGGGGAGACUGUUCUCAAACCAAACAAGAUUGACUCCUUGGGUCGCUUGGCUGACUGUGCCAGAACUUGUGUCGACUUCUUCUGGAGGUCUGCAGCUAUGUGUUCCACUGUAGUCCGAGAAAACAGAUGAAAGCGGUCCAAAGGUGAAAACAGAAGAGCUGACCUUUGGGUGGGAGUGACCCCAUUUGUGGUAGACAAAUACCGCACUUCUUAAGUACUCCCAAAUAAACAAAGCAGCCUUAUCUGCACACGAGAGGACACCCAGCCAGUCCGAAGGCAAGUCCAUUUUAAGAGAGUCGCAGUUCUCUAUCUUUUUAGCCAAGGCCCCUAUAGUCCAGUCUAAAAAAAAUCUACAGACUUCAAAGACCUUGAUGAUAUCAUGAAAUAAGUGGUCCAGUUCUAUUGAAGUAAACAUGAUUUUGAUGGAGGCAAAGGCCAACCUGUGAGCAGGAUCACUCAGACUGGGGAAGUCCCCCUGGGAGAGGCAGAAACAACAAAGGAAGGAGCUUCCCCAGUGACAUAAGAAAGAUAUCUCCUCUUAGACAGGCAAGAAGGAGAGGAGCAGAAGACAAGCCUUGCUGAGAUCCCUUUUCUCUGCUGGCCAACUUUCAAUGUUGGACAAGGCUUUCUCUGAUGAGGAGGAAAGGACUUGGGAAGCCUGCAAGACUCCUCAGGCUGACUCUUCAUCAUAAAAGCUGAUGCAGGAGACAUCGGGGCCACUGGUGUGGAGGAGGUCGGGUAACUAAACCAAGAUAGCGUGAUCCUGAUGAAUAGCUUCAUCAUCAGAUGAAAUUGGAGAGGGAGCUAAGUCUGGUGGAUCCUGUGCCACUGCAUGAGGCUUCCAUGGAAGUUCCAAGAUAGUACUGUCGAGAUGGCGCUGAAUAGGCCCCAACGAAGGAUCAGGAAAUGAACGGGUGGACAUACCCACCAAUACUGACUGAAGAGGUGGUGUUUGGCACCCAGAUUGUGGAGCUGAAGGCUUGACAGCUAGCACUGAGCUGACAGGUGGACACUCAGACACAGGUGGACAUUCGGACACAGGCGGACACUCAGACACUGGAUACUCAGACACUGGGUGCUCGGACAUUACUGGGUGAUUGAACACUACUGUGUGAUCAGAGACUACUAGACGCUCGGACCACUUCUGAGAGAUGAAAGAACACUUUGGUGCCAAAUACUGGCGCUCUACAACUGAAGGCUCAGGAGACGAAUGACUGGGGUUGUCCUAGAAGCUACAGACAAGGUGCGGACUACGCUCCUGUUCCCUGGCCUUCUUACAAGGGAGUGGAGAAGUGUGUUCAGCAGUUGAUAUAUGCCUUUUCAAUGGCCUAGAAACACUGGAAAAGCUGCAAUGAUUGCCUCGUCCACACUCAAGUCCGAAUUGCUAGAGGACAACACAUGCACUUCUAUAUGGAUGCUUUUCCAACGGCUGUCCACCAAGUAGUCAUGCAUGAGUAAAACCCCCUUGUACCUCCAGUAUGCGUCCUCCAGGUUUAGGGGAGUCUUGACAGCUACCUUUGUCUAGGAGCUUCAGCAGGGCGAGUAGCCACUGCACUUGCACCUACAUCACUGGCACUCAUCCUGUCCAUAAGGACCUUAACGGAAGCCCCUAUUUGGGCCACAGUAUUAACUAGUGGACUGAAUUUCUGGUCUAUCCUGGCUCCGAGGCUGGUGAGGGCAUUUGGGUUAGAAGUUUGGGAGCCAGGUAAUGGAGUAGAUGCAAAAGUCAAAGGGCUAGUGAUGGGGGAAAAAGCAGUCAAAGUUGUAGACAGAAUAGGUACAUCAACAAUAUCUGAUUUAGAUGAAACCUGGCUAACAGAACCCCUAGCUUCAGCUCUAGCAGUCGCCUUUCUCUUUCUGUCGCUUUGAAGUCUGUCAAGGUAUAUGUUCAAAAGUUUCUAUUUCCCCUGAUCCCAGUCCCUCCGCUCUUCUCAAGUCAAAGAACAAAUUUCCCUCUACAAUGACAAGAAAUCAUGUGAGUUGUUCUUGGCUGACAUCAGUCAGGUGUUGCAGCCUUUGCUGUUAAACUAGAUACUACUAGCAGUACUAGAGUCUGACAUGAUUUGAAAUAUGUCACAAUCAUGGAAAAAUCUAGUCAAAAUCUUCUAAGCAAUUAGUGCACUGUCACCAAAACGGCAAUAAGGCACAAUCAUCCAGUGAAAAAACAAAAUCAAUGCUGCUCCAACAACCUAUGUUUAGUCAUUGACUGGCAGAAAUUAAUUGAGCUCUUUAGCUGUGUUGAACCUAUUCUUCCCCGAAAGUGGGUGGGGUUAGUUAUCUACACUAAAACAAUAAACGCACUACUAUGAAUUUAAAAAUUUAAGCUGUCAUGAUAAUUAGAAACUAAUAGCUAUGUACAUAAUUACUUGGUAAGUUAACUUAUAGUAUAAAGUUUGUUUCUGGCUGUUCCUCUUAUGGUAGGCAAAACGGUUUUAAGCAUCCUGUCUUCUGAGAGCUAUGUCAAUUAAACCUAAAAUGACCAUGUACUUUUCAAAUGUUCCUGGAAUCCUUAAACUAGUUACAUGCAAGCAUAAAACUCUGUAGGUAGCCUCUAAAAUGUUACACAGAAGAUAUUUUUUAUCUUUCCUUGUAAUGUGUGGUUUUGUCAAUACCAUCAGUAAAGUUAUAUUAAUCAGUGGUGAUUAUCUCUACAUGGUGUGUAUAUUUGUAAUAUUUCUAGUAAAAACAUAAAUAUGAAAACAUUAAAUUACCUGAGUACUUUGAAUAUUUUAAGUCAUGCUACAUAUUUGUACU
Molecule: messenger RNA, 14704 nt
Organism: Macrobrachium nipponense
Lineage: Eukaryota; Metazoa; Arthropoda; Malacostraca; Decapoda; Palaemonidae
Product: neural-cadherin-like
Exons: 14
Coding region: 143-5311 (1722 amino acids)
Biological process (GO): multicellular organism development; adherens junction organization; cell-cell adhesion mediated by cadherin
Cellular component (GO): catenin complex; plasma membrane; adherens junction
Molecular function (GO): cadherin binding; calcium ion binding
Source: RefSeq, a predicted model, not a curated record